Molecule: messenger RNA, 615 nt
Organism: Penicillium mononematosum
Lineage: Eukaryota; Fungi; Ascomycota; Eurotiomycetes; Eurotiales; Aspergillaceae
Exons: 1
Coding region: 1-615 (204 amino acids)
Source: RefSeq, a predicted model, not a curated record
AUGUCAUCUGCAAACCCUACACUCAGUCUCAUUUUGGGUGACACUAUCAACGCCCUCAAAAAGGCAGAGAGAAACAGUGGUGACCCAGAUGUCGGAAACACACCCGCUAUAUUUCGCGAAGCAGCCAAGCGCAUCCCAUCCCUCCUGGUAUACUUCAAAAAAUGCAAGCAACAUCUUGAUGCAACUAUGACAGCCGAGGACCUCCCUCAAUCAGCCAUUCACACUAUGGAAAUCUGCGAGAGUAACGCUCUUCGGGUGAAUGAGAUCUUCUCAGGUGUGGUCGGAAGUUCAAAUGCAGCUGAACAGUACCGGAGAGUUGCACGAGGAGACCGAUUGGAAGAUCUGAUGAAGGAAAUACUUACGCAUGCGAUUCAAAUCUCGAACAUUAGCCAGCUUGCUGCUAUAAGGGGCGCGGAAGUUGAGGAGCUCGGUAAAGCUCUACGCUCUUUUGUGGCGAUGCCUGCGUCAUUGCCGGAAAACAAGGCGUCGUAUUCUUUCAACAACUCCGGAAAUGGGUAUCAGAAUAUCAACACCAGUACCGGACAACAGUACAACAACACUGGUGCCGGCAAUAUGUUUACUGGCACAAUUCAGGGCUUGCAGAUGUCCAGAUGA